CAUUCAUUCAUAUUUUAUACUUCCACAAACAGUUCCAAAUCAACAGAGUGGGUUUUCAAUAACAUUUUAAACGCAAGUGUGUAGCAAAAAACUGCUCAGCUUGGUACUUUUCGUAGCAAACGACUCGGUGUUUCAGAUGAGUCGUGUUGUAGUAGACAAACGCAACGGAAUGUCAACGAUAUAGCUUCCGCAAGUUUUUCUGGAGGAAGAAUGGACUGCAACUCAUAAAUCAUUAUUUGGUUUUGUGGGUGGAAAAAGGGGGAAGUGUAACGCGCCCUUGCAGGAUUCUGCAGUUACCUUCAAAAAGUAAAAGUGAAUCUGGGCCAACAGCAGCGGGGACGACAAGUUCAACAAAAGCGCUGAAGUUGUGAAAAUAGUUCUUUUUUCCAGCGGCGACAAUGCUCGCAAAAUGGUGCCCGAGAGGGUUGGCUCUGAUAUUUCUGGUGGUGAUAGGUGGCCAUCAGUCGUCGGACGGUGCCCAUCUAACGGGGUCGUUUCCUGUAGACGGAUUUUUUCGGUUUUUGAUUAAGUUCGGGUUCCAAAAAACGGAGAAACAUUCCCAAAAGAACACCGAAUCGGACACAUUCGGAUACAUUUACGGGAACAUUACGUCCCAGUGGAAUUUUUCGAUGCCAAUAACGUUAGCCGUACUAGACAAGCACAAUUUUUUAGAGUACUACGCUAACCGGAACAAUUACAAUCGGGAAGUAGCUUGCCAGCGGAUGUUCGAUAAGUUAGAUAAGGUGGCCUUCAACAGCGGAUGCAACAAGGGAGCUGAAGCCGAUUACUUGCGGAGAAUUCCCUGCAAGAAGGGUUCACUCUGUGCGGAUGAAGACAAUCCGACGAAUGUGGUCGCUGGGAGUCAGUUUACUUAUGUGAUUAGCGAUCCCAACGUGCCGAGAUUUUGGUACGUCUCUUUGGUGUCCUGCUAUCAGAAUGCCACCACCUGCCAGUGGCACUAUUACGACUAUCGGAAGUAUCACGCGGACGCGCCGCCACGAAUCGAAUACGACAUCCAGCUCGUCAAUGGAAACCCGAACCGGCAGAGUUUAUCCUUCUUCAAUCCUUUGCUUUUCCACUUUUCGUUCGAUCAGCAAAAUACGCUGGAAAUGUAUUUGAUAUUUUUCGUCAUCUACCUGGUGAUGGUUCCGAUGCAGAUCUACGCGGUUCGGCUGCAGAAACACCCGGUCACGAGACUCUUCACGAUCAGUUUAACUUUGGAGUUUAUCAGCGUGUGCUUGCUGCUAACUCACACCGUUCGUUAUGCGAUGAAUGGUGUGGGGAAUGAGAAGGUGGCCAUCACCGGGGAUAUUUUCGAUAUUUUCAGCAGGACUUCAUUCAUGUUGAUAUUACUACUAUUGGCGAAAGGUUGGGCCGUCACACGGAUGCAGAUUUCCGUCAGCAGCUGGAUCUUGCUGAUGGUUAUUUGGAUUCCUUACUGCGCGAUUCACGUACUUUUGUACAUUUGGAAUAGGACUGAAGUCGACAUUAUAUCCGAUAUCGACGAAUAUCAGACGUGGCCUGGAUGGUUAGUGCUGGCUUGCAGGUCAACUAUGAUGUUGUGGUUUCUGUGGGAACUGCGUACAACGAUGAAGUAUGAACACUCCACACAAAAAUUGGAUUUUUUGCUGCACUUCGGCGCUUCAAGUUUAGUGUGGUUCAUAUAUUUGCCCAUUGUGGCAAUCAUCGCAGUGAAUGUUAGUCCACUUUGGCGAUAUAAGCUGCUGAUGGGAAUAACGAACUCAGCAGACUGUCUUGCUUACUGCGUAAUGAUGGGUCUGUUGUGGCCAAACCGGGCUGGUCAAUAUCUUCUGCUGACGGGUAUCAACUAUGCCGGCAUGGACGAACUGGACGAGUUCAAUGAGGCGCCGCACGUGGUUCACCGGGACUCGGACGUGCUGGGGGUGGACUGCGAUGACGAUUUCGCGGAAAACGACGACGAAAUCGAAACUCUGGUGCUAAGCACGGAUGAUCUACUGAGUAAUGGUGGUGCCAAUCAUCAUCAGCCCCAGGUGGUGAGUAGUGGGGGCAGCAAACCUCUGGUGCUGAACGGGCGCAGUCGGAACAUUCUGUAAGUAUUCAAUUUUAACAACAAUAAUCUGUAUCUUUAUACCUGCGUAAUACGGGAACGACGAAUUUUGUACAUACUAGGUCAAACGAUUUUUAUGGAAUUUUUCAAAACCUGCUAUUAAUAUAUUGAUAAAUAUUGAAUCUUACAAAGAAGCCACGUAAAAGUAUAGGAAAUAAAAAAUCCAAACCAUGUGCCAUACUGAAGAUAAUUAAUUCAUCGCUUGUUGAUAAGUAGGAAGAUAUGGGGCGGAUUAGCGAGCACAAAGCUGUUAGAGCACCCCUUUUGAGACUAGCAGUUACAGAUUGACGGCUGAGUAAUCGAAGACUCCACUAGUUUUUCCUCUAGUUUUGAGCCGGUAGCACGAGCGUUGUGAGAGGCACCUUCCAGUAGUUAAGGCGUGUGAUAUAGAAAGAAAUAUAGCAAUUAACGACAGGCCAAGAAUAAUGAUGUUAUUUGUACAUAGGAUUUAAUGAAAUGUAAAAACAGCAAAUAGUAGGUAAAACUUAAGUAGUGAAACGAACAAGUAUUUCAAUUGAAGCUACGGUUUUGUCAGUGUACGGUCUCUGGAAAAAGAAGAUCACCUCAUGCUUACCUGCUACAUUAGAAUCCCUUCGUUAGUUCCGACUGGAAGGGCCUUUUAGCUGUUGUAACACUAACGAAGUAUAGCACAAUGUGAGAUGCAUUUUUGAACCGGUAGUUACUGAUAAAAAACAGAACAUUAAUUUCAGUUUUACUGUACUCUAGAAUAGAGCAGCGUUUCGUAACCCUUCUUAAUAGUGUUCGGUGUAGCUAAUUUUGAAUUGCAGUUUGGUACUUUUCCUACGCUCUAUUUGUACAAGUUAGCAACUACAUUGAUUGUUUAGCAAGAUCGUGUGACAUAUCUCCAAAAAAUGUUGAAAUUGCUCAGAGAAUAACACUAUUUUUGCGUAAUUUAGAAUUCGAACUUGUUCGAGUUUUCUCUAAAACCUGCAUUCACGCCCAAAUUUUUCUUUGUUUAUUGGAUUUUAGACGUCAUUUCCUUUCCUGCUCAACUAAUUGUUAAAAGUUUUUCGCCAAUCGAAAGAAAAGUGUUCAAUUAGUCUCUAGUCCAACACCAACGUUCUGUUUGCUACGUCAAACUUAUAAAUUAACGAAAAUCGACCGAAAGGAUUAUCUCACAAUCAGCGUGAAAAGAAAGCAAAAUUUUGGAUCUUUCUAUUCGUUGUUUCCCUUAAACCGUGAAUUUUUGUUUUCAUACCUACACGUUACUUUAAAUUUUGGUGGAUAGAUUGCUGACUGAUAUUCAGUUCGGUUGCCAUUUUUCUUGCUGACCGAUCGCAGCCACGACGGAUUCGCUCCCGAACAACCUUAACAAUUUGCGGAGUCCUGACGCAUCGUUUGCUGAUAGUCAGAUUGUAUGAUUAUGCCAUUUUCUAGUAUAUCUUUAAUCUGUUCUUUCACGGUUUGUUUGUGACUAUGUGGGCACCUGUAUGUCUUUGUGUAAUUUCUUUAUAAUAGAAAUGUAUAUAAUUCGCUCAAACUUUCAAGAGUUUUUCCGAGGUCCGCAGGGUCGAACUCGACUCAGCUCGAUGAUUUGGGACAAUGUCUGUGCGUUUUUACGAAGCAGAAAAAAACUUUCAAAAAAGCCCUUACCAGGAAAAAAUGUUGGUAUCUCAGCGAACGGGUUUGGGCUGCCACCCGACCCGCUUAUAAAAGCUGCUCUUGUCCAGAACUCGUAUCAUUCAUCACCACUUACUCGUUGAACUCCCCCCAUACCCAGGUGCUUCAGGGCACGCAUCGAUGAGAUGGAUUGUCCCUCAACGCUGAUCACGAUACGCUGGAUUACGGUUGCUGACCAACACUAUCUCGCUACAAUUUGACGUCAUGCAUAUAGGUUUCCACGAUGCUUAUUGGCUCUGCCGUUAACAUCACCAUCUCCUCAAUGGUUUCGCCCGUUAUCGUCAGGACAAAAUCAUCAUGCAAAGCCGACGAUCUCCACUCUCCUGGGCAGUUCCAGUGUCAACACUCCGUUGUACAUUAUAUUUCAGAGCGUUGGGCCGAGUAUGGAACCCAGAGGUACUCCCGCCGUGACCCUAAUCGAUCUCUGUCCCAUGUUCGUUUUGUAGACCAGUACUUGAUUCUGGAAGUGACUUUUCAGCAGAUAGUCCGGAACCCGCAUUCUGUGCAGCGCUACGGUGAUAGCUCCCCAGCUAGCACUGCUGACCGCGUUCUUCACGUCUAUCGUUACCACGGCGCAGUAGCGAUUACCCCUUCUCUUUUACUUUCAUGCUUUCUCCGCGUUCGCGAUGACUGUGCGGAUGGCGUCCACCGUCGAUAUCCCUUUCCGGAACCCGAACUGCUUUUACGAUAGUCCGUUCUCACUUUCAGCGUAGGUCGUCAGCCUGUUGAGUAUGACCCUUUCCAGAAGUUUAUCAAGAGUAUCCAGCAGGCAUAUAGGUCGAUACGAUGCUGGAUCUCCUGGUGGUUUUCCUGGUUUUGGCAGCAACACCAGCUUCUGUAUCUUCCAUCUAUCCGGGAUAUAGCCUUCGUCCAGGCAUUUCUGUAGGACUAUCCUGAACAUGUUCGGAAAUGCCAGGAUCGCGGUCUUCAGUUCCACGUUGGGGAUACCAUCAGGGAUACCAGAUUUAUUUUUCUAAUACCUUGUCUUCAUUUGUCUUGAAUGACUACGAACAGGAACACUUAGAAAAAUCUACAAGGACAAAAACGUUUUAAUAUAACGCUCUCUAAAUAAACGUAAAUUAUCAGAGUAGAAGUUUCCAGUAAAAAAAUAAACAGGAAUUUUAGGGGUCGUACACAAAUGACGUAGCUUUUUUUCGGCGAUUUUUGACCCCUCCCUCCCCUUCGUAGCAUUUGGUCACAAAAUUCUAACCUCCCCCUCGUAAAAAACGUAGCAUUUACCUACCCCCUCCCCCUCGUCCCAUGCAAAGCGCCCGGGAGAUGAAAAAAAAUUACAUAUGUUUUUCAAUUAUUUUAAAUACAUGUCCUUUCAAAAUGUUUGGCGACUUUUAUCAACAUUUUCAUUAUAAAAGCAAAUUGCGUGCAAAAUAAGCCCAUUUCGUGACAAAUAUAGUGUUGAUAG
Messenger RNA from Topomyia yanbarensis, 5150 nucleotides. Its product is annotated as integral membrane protein GPR180-like. NCBI's taxonomy places the organism in Eukaryota, Metazoa, Arthropoda, Insecta, Diptera, Culicidae. The record is from RefSeq and is a predicted model, not a curated record. Bases 399 to 2075 code for a protein of 558 amino acids. The transcript is spliced from 7 exons. Gene Ontology annotation, biological process: G protein-coupled receptor signaling pathway; response to pheromone.